AUGAUCUGCCAGCCCCCUGAAGGGAGAGAGAGAGAGGUAGUUGCGAAGAAAGAUUCUUCUCUCUUCUCAUGUGAAGAAAGACUUUUCUUUUUCUCCCAUCUCGCUCUCUCUCUCUCUCUCCCGUCUCCUUUCUCGCCCCCUUUCUUCCUUUUUUUCUGUCUCUCCUCUCUCUUCACUCUUCUCUCCUCUCUCUUCACUCUUCUCUCCUCUCUCUUCACUCUUCUCUCCUCUCUCUUCACUCUUCUCUCCUCUCUCUUCUCUCCUACUCUCCUCUCUCUUCACUCUUCUCUCCUCUCUCUUCUCUCCUACUCUCCUCUCUCUUCUCUCCUCUCUCCUCCUCUUCUCUCUCUUCUCUCCUCUCUCUUCUCUCCUACUCUUCUCUCUUCUCUCCUCUCUCUUCUCUCCUACUCUUCACUCUCCUCUCAUUUUAUCUUUUUCCACCUAAAAUUUGUUACCUUAUUCUUUCUUAUUCUUUUUCCUUCUCUUCUUAUUCUUUUUCCUUCUCUUCUUAUUCUUUUUUCUUGUCUUUCUUAUUCUUUUUUCUUGUCUUUCUUAUUCUUUUUUCUUGUCUUUCUUAUUCUUUUUCCUUCUCUUCUUAUUCUUUUUUCUUCUCUUCUUAUUCUUUUUCCUUGUCUUUCUUAUUCUUUUUUCUUCUCUUCUUAUUCUUUUUCCUUCUCUUCUUAUUCUUUUUCCUUCUCUUCUUAUUCUUUUUUCUUCUCUUCUUAUUCUUUUUUUUUUUCUUUUCUUAUUCUUUUCCUUUCUUCUUUUUAUUCUUUUUUCUUCUCUUCUUAUUCUUUUCCUUGUCUUUCUUCUUUUCUUUCUUCUUCUUCUUCUUUUCCUUCUCUUCUUAUUCUUUUUCCUUCUCUUCUUCUUCUUUUCCUUCUCUUCUUCUCUUCUUUUUCUUCUCUUCUUAUUCUUUUUUUCUUGUCUUUUUUUUUUUCUCUCUUCUUUCUUUUUCUUCUUUUUCUUUUUCCUUCUCUUCUUAUUCUUUUUCCUUCUCUUCUUAUUCUUUUCUUCUUCUUCUUAUUCUUUUUUCUUCUCUUCUUAUUCUUUUUUCUUGUCUUUCUUAUUCUUUUUCCUUCUCUUCUUAUUCUUUUUCCUUCUCUUCUUAUUCUUUUUCCUUCUCUUCUUAUUCUUUUUCCUUCUCUUCUUAUUCUUUUUUCUUCUCUUCUUAUUCUUUUUCUUUCUCUUCUUAUUCUUUUUCCUUCUCUUCUUAUUCUUUUUCCUUCUCUUCUUAUUCUUUUUCCUUCUCUUCUUAUUCUUUUUCUUUCUCUUCUUAUUCUUUUUCCUUCUCUUCUUAUUCUUUUUUCUUCUCUUCUUAUUCUUUUUCCUUGUCUUUCUUAUUCUUUUUCCUUCUCUUCUUAUUCUUUUUCCUUCUCUUCUUAUUCUUUUUUUUAUUCUUUUCUUCUUUCUUCUUUUUUCCUUGUCUUUCUUAUUCUUUUUCCUUGUCUUCUUAUUCUUUUUCCUUGUCUUCUUAUUCUUUUUCCUUGUCUUCUUAUUCUUUUUCCUUCUCUUCUUAUUCUUUUCUUUCUCUUCUUAUUCUUUUCUUUCUCUUCUUAUUCUUUUUCCUUCUCUUCUUAUUCUUUUUCCUUCUCUUCUUAUUCUUUUUUCUUCUCUUCUUAUUCUUUUUUCUUCUUUCUUAUUCUUUUCUUCUUCUUAUUCUUUUUAUUCUCUUCUUAUUCUUUUUCUUCUUUUAUUCUUUUUUUCUUUUCUUAUUCUUUUUUUGUUCUCUUCUUAUUCUUUUCUUCUCUUCUUAUUCUUUUUCUUGUCUUUCUUAUUCUUUUCUUUGUCUUUCUUAUUCUUUUUCUUCUUUUUUUUUUCUUGUUUUUUUUCUUUUUGUCUUUUCUUUUCUUUCUCUUCUUCUUUUCCUUGUCUUCUUUAUUCUUUUCCUUCUCUUCUUAUUCUUUUUCUUUCUCUUCUUAUUCUUUUUCCUUGUCUUUCUUUUUCCUUGUCUUUCUUUUUCCUUUUCUUGUCUUCUUCUCCCUGUUUUCUCUUUUUUCUUCUCCCUCUCUCUCUUUUCAUGUUGUGUAA
This is a messenger RNA of Acanthosepion pharaonis, 2031 nucleotides long. NCBI's taxonomy places the organism in Eukaryota, Metazoa, Mollusca, Cephalopoda, Sepiida, Sepiidae. The record is from the annotation of a GenBank genome assembly.